AUGGCACCGAAACGCAGCUCCGACGAAAUGUUCAACACAAAUGACUGCGAAAUUGACCUGACCAAUAAUCGGCUUGACACCAGAUUUUUGUCUACACCCCCUCAGCCAAUGCCUAAUAUGAAAGCCCCACAGCGCACCUUUGAGGAAAUGUUCAAUGAGUGUGAAAUUGACUUCACCGAGAACCUCCCUGACACCACCACUUUCCUGGCUAUUCCCGAGCCAACAGAUAAACUAGUGGCGAUCUAUAAGAAAUUAGAUAAACUGGCUGAGAUUGUCAGAGAAGGCAAGAGCCUUGCCAUCCACACUAACUACGCAAAAGCUCCACAGAAAGAGUGCGACGCUAUCAUCGAGGCAAAUAGCAAAAUGUUCCCUGUUGAGAUCGAGCAGUUCAAUGCCUGGUACGCCGGUGCUAACAUGCCAAAUAUCGACUGGGAGAACAACCAAAAAGUCGUUAGGCUUUCUGAGGGUGAAGAGGCUCAUUUCAACCAGCAAGUUCGUGCAAUUCGAGAAAUCUACCACAACCCAAACAUCACUCGCGAGAACGCAUACUGGUUCAUGUCCAAUUUCAGAUAUAUCCGCCCUCUGAUUGAGGCAGUUGCAAUAGUACGGGUUACGCAGCAGAAGUGUCUUCAUGAGCGAGAAGGCCUCACCGAGAUGGAGUUUGCGGAAUUGGAAACUGCUCGCAGUAUAAUCAAGAUUACCAUGGACGCCUUGCAGAAAAGACAGCGCCGGGUGGAAAUAGAUGAUACCCUACGGGAGAGACAGCCGGGAUUGGAGAAGGUGACAGUCUUUGAAGCCUGUCGGGCUAUUCAUUUCCGCGCCAACAUAAUUAAUGAAAAGGCCAUGGAAUACAAGCAGGAAUUAGAAGGUAUGGGGUUUUCGAGGGCCAAGGAAUAG
Messenger RNA from Penicillium robsamsonii, 897 nucleotides. RefSeq lists its product as uncharacterized. The record is from RefSeq and is a predicted model, not a curated record. Bases 1 to 897 code for a protein of 298 amino acids. The transcript has a single exon. NCBI's taxonomy places the organism in Eukaryota, Fungi, Ascomycota, Eurotiomycetes, Eurotiales, Aspergillaceae.